Messenger RNA from Macadamia integrifolia, 4046 nucleotides. Its product is annotated as synaptonemal complex protein 1-like. Bases 953 to 3619 code for a protein of 888 amino acids. NCBI's taxonomy places the organism in Eukaryota, Viridiplantae, Streptophyta, Magnoliopsida, Proteales, Proteaceae. The record is from RefSeq and is a predicted model, not a curated record. The transcript has 19 exons. Gene Ontology annotation, biological process: reciprocal meiotic recombination.
AAAUUAAAUGUUUGGAGGUAUACAUGACAGAGUCCACAUUCUCUGCAGCGAACGAUAAGAUGCGGUGAGCAUUAGACAGCUAAGAGCAUUUGGGCAUGCACUCCAAAGGGCUCCUAGCCACCUGAUGCUCACUACAGCGGUUCAACGGCUGCAAGCGAUUUUCACACAUACAUGAUAACAUUGAUACCACAUUCGUUGAAGGCCCUGCAUGCAUAGAUUUAGAUAUUGGUAUUGUAUCGGCCAUCUCAAUAUGAAGCGAUAUGACAUGAUACCAAUACAAUGGUAUCUGUGUAUCUCUGGAGGAUAAAAUGGUUCAAAAAUCAAUGACAUCAAUAUCAUCAUAGAGUAAAUUGGUCUGAUCUGACCCACUAUGAGCAAUGUAUAGGGGCUAUCUCAGGUCCCAGAUGAAAUUCGGUAAAAAAAAAAAAUCUAUAUCAAUACGGGUCAAGACCAAUACGUUAGGUUUUAAUUUACGGUAUUGAUGGCCGUAUUGGUAUUGGAUCGGUUAGGAUAUGUCCACCCCCAAUCCUCAUUGAUCCGGUACCGAUCCAUUAGUAAGACAUAAGGAUAAAAUAGAUCAAAAGAUCAACUUUUUUUUAUCUGAAAAAAGGGUAAAUCCAUACGGUCCAAUCCGAUCCCAACCUAUACCGAUACCGAGAUUUAAUUCUCAGGGAAGAUUUAAAAAGACGAAAACUAAAGCCCUACUUGCAAGUUGGGGUGGUGCAAGUCAGUCGGUUCCCUAAGGGAGUGGUAUAAUCGUAAAUUUUGGUAAUAAUGAAGGGUACUCCUCGUAUAUGGAAUCCAACGAAACACACACGCGACUCCGACAGUAUAAAUAGGGGUUUUGGCGCUCUUAUGUGUUUCAAUCGUUCCAGCGUGGAUCGAGUAACGAGGGUGUGUGGAUUCUGGCUUCUUUUCGUAGUUCUUCGCCAGAGUUAACUGCGCAUUUGCAAUGAAUAAGCUAGGGUUGCCAGGGAUGAAGAGCUUAGAUCAGCUCAGAUCGUUAUCAGGAUCAGUUUCAGGAACCGUGAAGACCUUCCCGGCAUCUUCACGGUCGCAAUCUGAUUCAUUUUCAUCGUCAGGCUUUGCAAAUUUGAAGCUCACUGCAGAGAAAUUGGCUAAAGAACAAGCUUCGGUGAAAACUUGUCUUGAAAUGGCGAACUCAAAGCUGAAGAAAUCAUCAGAGCAGAUUCAUUUGCUAGAGGAGAAAUUACAAAAUGCGAUCAAUGAAAAUGCAAAGCUCUCGGUGAAGCAGAAUGAAGAUGCCAAGCUCUGGAAAGGACUCGAGUCAAAAUUCUCUUCUACAAAAACCUUAUGUGAUCAGCUCACCGAGACUCUACAGCAGUUAGCUGGUCAGGUUCGGGAUGCUGAGCAACAUAAGAAAUUAUUUGAAGAAAAACUGUCAGCAAGUUCAAAAGCUUUUGAGAGUUUGCAUCUUCAGAUGAAUGAUCUGUCUGUGAAAUUGGAGUCAUCUGAGCAAACUAUUAGAAACAGGGAACAAGAGCUGAUGGAACUCAGAAUUGACAAAGAAGAAAUGGAGAAAACUUAUGGGGAUGAGCAUUGCAGAGCUGCCAGUCUCAUAAAGGACAAAGAGUCUGUGAUCAAACAAUUAGAAGAAACUGUUGCCGCUGAAAAGUUGGGUGUUGAUAGUCUUAAUUUUCAAUUGAAAGAGAUGCAUCUUGAGUUAAGUUCAAAAGAAGAUAACUGUAAAGUCUUGAGAUCCGUUCAGGAAAGCUUAGAGACAGAAAAGAAUGUUCUUCAAUCUAGCAAUGAAGAAUCUGCCAAAAACCUGCUUAUAUCGGGUCAAGAGAUAAAACGUCUUGAAGAAUUGAUUCAGGGAUUCGGGGCAAUGCUAAUUGAGUUGGAUAAACAAAGUCUGGCUGUUUCGAACAAAGUUGUUCAGCUAAACUCUGCGUUUGGUACUUGCUACAAGUUGUCCGAGCAAGAGAAAUCCUUGGCCACCAAGCUUUCUCAAUGCCAAUUUGAUCAACUCCAUGGUCAGUUUCUGCAUGUUAUCGCAGAAAAAGAUUCCUUGCAAUCAAUCAAUGAAGGUCUAAAUGGUAAGGUCCUUGAGCUGCAACAAGUUCAAGAAUUUGUGAUGGUGCAACAUUCUGAGGAAUGCCGUCUAGCUGAGGAGAAAAUUCGGAGAUUGGAGUAUGAGGCAAAAACUCUUGUUUCAAAGAAGACCGAGUUGGAGAUGUUGGUUACCAAGUUAGAGGAGAAAAUCAAGAAUUUUAUACAUGCUUCAAAUCAAUCUGAAAACAAAAUGGAAGGUUUAUUGCUGAAAAUUUCAACAUUAGAAUCUGAGAACCUAGAUAUUCAAGAGAAAUCACGGUCAAAGCUACUAGAGAAAGCAGACAAAAUAGAAACUCUUGAGAAAGAGAUUGGCAAGCAUUUGGAGCUUGUGGAUUCCCUUGAGAAACAAGUCAGCCAGCUUCAUGACAGUUCAAAAGAGAAGGAGCAGCAACUUCUGCAAUCAAUAGACAGAGGGAAAGAGUUAGAAGAUAAAAAAGAAGAGAUUCAGUCACAGCUAGCAGUAGCUGAAAGCAAACUUGUAGAAGCGAAAAAGCAAUAUGAUCUGAUGCUGGAAAGUAAACAAUUAGAGCUAUCAAAGCAUUUGAAGGAAAUAUCUCAGAGGAAUGAUCAGGCAAUUAAUGACAUUCGGAGGAAGUACGAGGUCGAAAAGCUGGAAAUUGUUAAUCAAGAAAAGGAAAAGGCAGACAGAUUCAUUGAAGAAAUGGAAAGAAAAUGUGACCUGAAAAUUGCAGAGAGCAAAGAAGAAUCAAGGCAAUAUUUGAUGCACGUUCAAGAGGAACAUGUUGCUUUGAUUAACCGUAUCCAGCUGGAGCAUGAUAAAAAAGAAUUGGGUACUAGAGCAGACCACAAUGAAGAGCUGAAACGCAUCCAGAUUCAAAAUGAAAAUGAAUUAAAGGAGAAAACCAUGUUACUGAGUGAAGAACUUGAGGUUCAGAUGGAGGUUUUGAGGCGUCAACAUGAAGACGAGUGUGCAAAACUGCAAGAAGAACUUGAUCUUCAGAAGUCAAAGGAAGAAAGGCAAAGGGCAUUGCUGCAAUUGCAGUGGAAAGUAAUGAGUCACAAUCCACAGGAGGAUCAGGAAGUGAACUCAAAAGAGUACUCGAUUUCAUCAAUUAAGAUGCGGAAUACAGAUGAUGUCAAAGGAAGUCGGCGAUCUCAGAGAAUACCUGAGAACAUAGGGAAGGAUUCAACUUUACUAAGAUCAAAGCAAACACCUGAGUCAAACGUACUAAAGAAAGUAGAUAAAGUGAACGCAGGGAGCAUAAUGGCUAUUCCUAAGCAUGGUAAGAAGGUCACUCAUCAUGAAUAUGAAGUUGAAACAUCCAACGGAAGAACGAUUACAAAGCGUAGGAAGACAAGCACAGUCAUGUUUGGGGUAUGCACUCACUCACACAAAAAUAACCAUAAACAGAAUAAGAUGACGAACACACCGAAAACCACGACCAGAAAAGAUGUCGAGAAGGUGAGGCAUGAAAAGGUAGUAAAGAGGGAUGCUCAUUCUCGUCAUUCAAAUAAUAUAGGUGAUUUGUUUUUAGAAGGGUCCCUGAAUCCUUAUACAGAAGAUCCCUAUGCAUUUGACUAGAGGAAUUCUCAACUUAUGGAGCUAAGAUUCGUCCAAAGAGACUCUUUUAGAAGCGAGCUGGUUAUGGAUUUCCUUAUCUUCUAGAUGAGAUGAGAAUGACAUCCUCUACUCUGGAGUUGGAGACAUUUUCAAAGCUUUGAUUUUAAUCAGAAAAGCCUCUUACAAAGGUUCUUCAAUAGUAUUACUUCAGCAGCAUAGAUACUGGGACUUCUCUUUUUGUACAUUUUUGUUAUGCUCGUUCAAUUCUCCCAUUAUACAGUCUCUGGGAAUUAGGAAUAGACACCUUAUCUCUCAAAGACCUUUUUUCUUUUAUGAUCUGGUGAUUCCCAAAGGAAGUUUUCAACUGUUCUUAUGGUUGCUGUAAAUAUACACAGGUGGCAUAUAGAUCAGAAUAUGAAUAUCAUAGACACAUGCUCUUUUGACCCGA